AUGGGUUUAGCCGGCGCGACGGUGUCGACGGUCGUCAAGGCAGCAAAAGCGGUGAAGGCGAGAUUUGAAGCCAAGGAGGAGGUGGUGUGGGUGGGCUUCGACUGGCUGCACAUGAGCCGCUCGUCGCGGCGCCACGUGCUGCUCGUCGCAUACACCACCGGCUUCCACCUCGUGUCCAUGCUGUGCGCCGUGGCACACCCCACCGUGCCACACCCCACCGUGCCGCAUCCGCUCAUGCAGUCGCCGCCAACCACCCCAGAAUCCACGGCUAUGCCAUCCACAGGCGACCACGACACGGAUGGCAACGACGGCUGCGACAGGUUUGCAGUGUGCCGGCCCCUCGUGUGCGUCGUCUUCCCUGCUUCCAGCGACCAUUCCACCCCUGAAUGUGCGUGCAGCGAGCACUCCGGCAGAGAGGCGGCAACGAGGGAUGAAGUGGAGAGCGCGGAUGACGAGGCAGGGCGUGGUGGGGUGAGGGGGGAGGGUGGGGGGUGGAUGCCAGGGGAGUGCGAGUGGGAGUAUUGCAGAGGGGUGGGGGGAGAAGUGAGUGGCAGCGGUGGUUCCGACUUGGAGCGGGUGCUGCAGGGGGGUGGUGAUGAGGACUCACAGGGGGGCGAGCAGAGAUGUGAAGGCAAUCCAGGAGCGGGGAGAAGCGUCAGAGGGGAAGCGCCAGUGCGUGGAAAGGAGGCAAGAACAAGCAGCAGGGCAGAGAAGGGAGCAGGAGGGCGAUGCAGGGGGGUGUGGGAGGUGCAAUGGAUGGCGCUGUACUCACUGCGACAGCACGCCAUGGUGGGCAGCAUAGAAGUGGAAGGAACAGUGGUGGGCGUGCGGGCGAGUGGCAGGGCGAUAGUGGUGGUGCAGAGGGAGCAGCUCUUCUGCUACAGCCCCACCGCCCUCACCCCCACCUUCUCCCUCCUCACACACCCCAUCCCUCACGCGCUCCUCCCACCAUCUCUCACCGAUCGCCCCUCACCUGAGCACUCCAAAAACCUUUCCACAUCGGAAUCUUCGCACCCCUCCACGUCCGCCUCAACUGCAGACGCCAACAGUCUCCCGCCCACCUCCAUUCCUCUAGCUCUGGGCCCGCGCUGGCUGGCCUACGCUGCCCCACACACUCCCUCCUUGCCAUCACGCUCCCCCAACCUCCUCCACUCCACGCUCUCCCCGCUUCCCAAUCGCGUGCUUCCCUGCCCUCGAAGCAUCACCCCUCGCAGUGUUGCAAUUCGACCCGCUGGGCGUGCUGCUGGCAGGCGGCCUCCCUGCACGGCACCACGGUCCCUCGAGCCAUUGCCUUCUCCCCCUGACUGCUCACUGCUCGCCCUGCUCUCCACCCACGGCACCUCGCACCUCUUCCCCAUCCACCCCUUCGCCUCGCCCCUCUCGCCCACUUUGAAGCAGCCAGACGGCCAGGCCUCCUCCCCCACGUCCUCUCUCCACCUCCCCUCCCCUCCUCUUUCUCCCACCAGUAACGCACCUUCUCCCCACCCAUUGUCGGCUCCUCUCUCACCUGACCUUCCAGCCCGCUGCCCUCUCUCCAUACCGUGCCUCCUGGGUCUUUCCCUGGAAGCACCCCUGGCUGCUCCCACGCUUGCUCCCUGCAUGCGCAUCAGAGGCAGCAUGCUCAGCCUAUGGGGGCCGACAGUGGGCCGUACGGGUGCUGCAGGCGUUGUGGGGGCAUUGGAGGGGGUGGGUGCUGCACUCACUGCUGCUGUGAGCAGACGUGCAUUUGCAAGUACCGCUGCUGCUAUCAGCUUUGCACAGUGGGCACGCAGGGAGGAAUCUACAUUUGACACUGAUUCUGGUGGAAGUGCAGGAGCGGAGAGAUCAGGAGGGAAUGGGUGCACUGUGAGUGUGCUGCCGCAGCGAUGCGCUUGUGCUGCAGGAAGUGAAGGCUUGGACUCUUAUUGUGGCACAUGGAUCCCUCCAUACCUCUCAGAGCCUAAUGUUGGCCAUCGAGCAGACAUGGAUGCUUUGGCAAUCCGCAGCUCGCUGGUCGCGGCUCCUCAACUAGCACAGAGCCGCGCCGCCCUUCCCAUGCGGAGGACAGUCAGACUGGUCGCCCCGGCGUCGUUUCCGCGCAUUGCUCGCCGUCAAACGUUGCGCUGCUCCGCGUCGCUCUCAGCGGCCGAUCUCGAGCGGCUCGGGCCCAAUGGAUAUGGCAACGUCGUUGAAAUCACGAGCCGAGAGGAGUUCAACGAUCAAGUUGCCAAGGCUGGCGAUAAGCUGGUGGUGCUGGACAUCUCGACGCGGACGUGCGGGCCGUGCAAGUUCAUCUUCCCCAAGGUGGUGGAGCUCAGCCUCGAGCACCCCAACGCCGUCUUCCUCAAGAUCAACGGCGACCACGACGACGGCACCAAGGCGCUGAUGCGCGAGUGGGGCGUGCGGGCGGUGCCCAACUUCCGUUUCUUCCGCGGAGGCGAGUUGGUGCACAGCCACACGGGCGCCAAGAUCGAGGACCUCAAAGACAACCUCGCCAAGUUCCUCUGA
Molecule: messenger RNA, 2487 nt
Organism: Closterium sp. NIES-65
Lineage: Eukaryota; Viridiplantae; Streptophyta; Zygnematophyceae; Desmidiales; Closteriaceae
Source: the annotation of a GenBank genome assembly